Capsicum annuum is the source of this 1119-nucleotide messenger RNA. RefSeq lists its product as uncharacterized. The coding region runs from base 1 to 1119 and encodes 372 amino acids. Lineage: Eukaryota; Viridiplantae; Streptophyta; Magnoliopsida; Solanales; Solanaceae. The record is from RefSeq and is a predicted model, not a curated record. The transcript is spliced from 4 exons.
AUGUGUCAAUUUGCUUCAAGUUGGUUUAAAGGUUCAAAUUCAACUUGGUUGGAGUAUAGUGUGGAGAAAGAUACCGCAUAUUGUCGUUGUUAUUUGUUCAAAAAUGAAUUUGUUCAUGAAACUACGGGUGAUUUUUAUGCAUCAAAGGGUUUUAGGGGUUGGACUAAGGCUCUUGAAAGAUUUCGUUUACAUGUCGGUAAAGUAAAUAGUAUUCAUCACAAAUGUUACAAUAAGAUGCUAGAUUUGUCAAAUCAUCGUCAAUCAAUUCAAGUUGUUCUUGACAAACAUUCUCAGAAGGCAAGAAGUGAGUACCAAAUUCGUUUGGAAGCUUCAAUUGAUGUGGCAAGACUUCUUUUGUAUCAUGGAUUGCCUUUUCGAGGUCAUGCCGAAAGUGAAGCUUCAACUAAUCAAGGCUACAGAAUUCGCUUGGAAGCUUCAAUUGAUGUGGCAAGACUUCUUUUGUAUCAUGGAUUGCUUUUCGAGGUCAUGCCGAAAGAUAUUGUCAAUGCUUGUGCGAAAGAAACAUUGAAAGUUAUAAUUGAGGACUUGAAUGGAGAUCACUUUGGGAUAUUAGUUGAUGAAUCCAAAGACAUCUCACAUAAAGAACAAAUGACUCUUGUUUUGAGGUAUGUUGAUAAGAAUGGUGAAGGUGUAGAGCGACUUAUUGGUCUUGUCCUUGUUAGUGAUACAUCGCAAUUGCUUGAGUCCAGUGAAGCUCAUACCGGACAAGGAUUACAUCAAGAAAGUGGGCUUCAAAGACCUGGUGAUACUCGUUGGGGAUCAUAUUUCAAGACAUUGGAUAACUUUCUUGUUAUUUUCUCAUCUAUUGUUCAUGUGCUUGAAGUGAUUGAAAUUGAAGAUGAGCCUUAUUUUCCUAGAAAGUCAAAGCAUAAGUGUUUGGAUGUUUGUUAUCUGCACCAUUUAUGUGUUGAAAUUUUUUGUGCGGUCAUUGAUGUGCAACUUCAAGAGCUUAAUGAUUGUUUUGAUAUAGUGAGUAGUGAUUUGCUUCUUGGGAUGGGUAGCUUGAAUCCUGUCAAUUCUUUCUCUACCUUUGACAAAGAUGGAAUUAUGACUUUAGUGAAGUGUUAUCCAAAUGUGUUUGAUGAUGGAAAGCUUUGA